Molecule: messenger RNA, 2595 nt
Organism: Arvicola amphibius (Eurasian water vole)
Lineage: Eukaryota; Metazoa; Chordata; Mammalia; Rodentia; Cricetidae
Exons: 4
Coding region: 52-1053 (333 amino acids)
Source: RefSeq, a predicted model, not a curated record
CAGCUGGACACUGUCCCCAGGGACCCGACUGAGUCUGUCCUUGGGGACCCUAUGGGCCCCACGCUGGAGGAUCAGGGGGACCCGACUGAUUCUGUUUGUGGGGACCUGAUGAUCUCCUCCUUGGAGGCCCAGCUGGAGUCCCUCCCUGGGGAGCACAUGGGCUCCUCCCUGCAGGCCCAGCCGGAGUCUAUCCACGGGGACCCAACUGAUUCUGUCCUUGGAGACCCUAUGGGCACAAGGUCGGAGGACCAGGGGGACCCGACUGAUUCUGUGUUGGGGGACGCGAUGGGCUCCAUGCUGAUGCCAGAGGACCAGCUGGACACUGUCCCCGGGGACCCGAUGGGGACCACGCCGGAGGGCAAGGGGGACCCGACUGAUUCUGUUUUGGGGGACCCGACGGGCUCCACGCGGACACCGGAAGACCAGCUGCACACUGUCCCCGGGGACCCGACUGAGUCUGUCCUUGGGGACCUGAUGUGCACCACGCCGGAGGACCAGGGGGACACGACUGAUUCUGUUUUGGAGGACCCGACGGGCUCCACGCCGACGCCGGAGGACCAGCUAGACACUGUCCCCGGGGACCCGACUGAGUCUGUCCUUGGGGACCAAAUGGGCCCCACGCCGGAGGAACAGGGGGACCAGCUGGACUUGGUCCCUGGGGACCCUAAGAUCUUAGACUUCGGGGAUCUGAAAAAAGUGAUCGAAGACCUGAUCACAUCCCUUCACAACGGGGACCGCGACCAUCUCAUAGCCUUCCUGAGUACCUACCCUGCUCAUACCACCAUCGAGCAGGUGCUGGAUGUCAUCUUCAGGCGGUAUGCACACUUCCGCCCCGGCUGCCAGGAGGAUGAGGGGAUCAAGAACGCCAUCUGCACCCUCCUGGACACGUGGACGAGCAUCUUUCCCGGGGACUUCUCCACAAGAUCAGGCUUGUGCGCCCUCAGUAAGAUGAAGGCGUACCUGAUCAUUCAUUGUCCGUACUCGGACGUCCUCAUACGUGUGCACGAGCUCCUUACGAGCCUGCUCUCAGAAACAUCGGAGGAGAGCGAUUAACAACAAGCCAGGGUGACACAUCUGGAGACCAUAAGAAAACUCUGCUGCUGCUCUGUGGAGGAGAGGACGACUGAGGGAGCCAGGAGCACAUGGUGCCGCAGCCUCCAUCAGCAUCCCUCAGCGUGUUGCCUUCCUGUGCCUGACCACCUGCCUUACUCGUGCUAGUAUGCUAAUCACCAGAUGUGUCACAGAUGACAAUAGAUGACAAUCCUCCUGAUCUCCCUGUUGACAUCAGUGCUGGCCUUAACUCCUGCGUGUGUCUAAGUCUGAGUUAUUAAUAUUGUCUGUAGCGGGGUCAGAUUGCUUUUUAUAAUCUUUUUAAAGCUUCUUUUAUAUUAAGUUAAUAACUGUAUGACCUUGAUCGGAACCUUAGCCGUGAAAUUGUGAACUCCUGGAAAUGCUGCCAAUCAGGCUCAGUGAUUUAUCAGACCUACAACAUUAUGACGGUCAUAUCAGGAAGAUUAAUGACAAACAUUCCCUUCCCUCGGAAUCCUGUGUGCAUCGACAAAGCUUAUCUAGCGUUGAUGCUCUUUUGAAACCUGGCAUUUGACAGUGGUAUUAGUAAAAGCUAAAAUUAUAGUACAUCUUGGAGGACUGAAAAUGCAGCCCUGCAAACCAAAUUUCCUAAUGUAGCAAGAUGAAGGAUGGUGAAGGAAUGGGGGGUUAGGGAGGUGUCUUGGCUGGGCGUGGGGUGGACUGGCAUGCAGGUACAUUUGUACACACGUGUGUGGAAUGGUGUGCGUGCGUGCACAUGUGCAUGUGCCUCUGUGUGUGUGGGUGUGUAUGUGUGUAUGUGUGUGUGCAUGCAUACACAUGUGGGGUGUGGGUAUGUGUGUGCAUGCGUAUAUGCCUGAGUGUGUGUGUGUGUGUGUGUGUGUGUGUGUGUGAGUUUCCUGGCGAUGAAGAGGGAAGAGGUUUAUCUCCUCAUCAGCUCACAAUCCUGUGUGUUUCUUACUAGCAGAAAAAGUACUUUUUGCACAAUCUAAAAUUUCAGAGUGCCAGCUUUCACUUUUGCUCUUUGCCCUCUCCCCUUUGAAGUAAUAGCACAGACAGUAUUUUUAGAAGCAUUUCUUCAGCUUUCCUACUAUUUGCCUGUCAGUUUCCUGCAUCCAGGGUGCUUUUCCAUGGAGUUAUUUGCUAUUUGUACUUACGCUACGUAUUCAGGGUUAUCUUUUUUCUUCUAAGUAAAAUACUAAUCUCCCUUCAAAAAAUUUAAAUAACAGCAAUCUUUUCAAAGCCUUCAGUGCUCUACAAAAUCACUAAGCAAACUGUGAAAAUUGUGUGUGAGAUCAUGUAAAGUUGGGUUUCCCCUCCCAAGCUCCACAGGUGCAGAGCCACGUUCCACAUUACAUACAUCAGCUGGGCAACAAAGGCUGACCUACCCACGAGCCCCGAGCUGGGUGUGGUGGCUCACACCUGUAACUCAACACAGAAAGUUGAGACAAAAGCUGGGAGUCCCAGGCCAGCCUGGGCUACAGUGUGAACUCUAUCAGAAAAAGAAAAAUAACUCUUUUGGCUUUAAAUAAAGAUGGAAACACUUUA